AUGAAGAGCAGUACUGUGCUGAAGGGACAAAAUGUGGAAAAAAUUGUUCCCGAUACGCAUAUAGGAGGUGAUGAGGUUGGCGAUGAAUCGGGCGAGGAACAUUUCAGCUGUGAAAGCGCUAGCUUCUCGUCGGAUGCAUCGACAUGUUCAGUACCAUUACCGAAAAGAAACAAAAGGAAAGCGUAUGUGCCACGUGGUGCGUGCAGCGUUUUGAUGCCUGCAGGCGUGGAUCUGUUCGAGCCGGAAUACGACCCCGUGCCGUCCGGUGGCACAACAAACGCUCUUUGCAACGUUCGAACGCCACCCAGACUUACCAAGAUCAGUGAUCAGCCGUUGCUGCAGGCUCGAUCAGUGGCUCCUCUGCCUGGACCAAGAAAUCGCCAAUCAUCGGUCAAAGUAUCUGAAACAAAUGAGGAAGCAGUGAACGGCGGAACAGCACCAUUGACCGGCAACGAUAAGGAUGCAUCGGAAAAUGAUACGGAUGAUGCUCGCGAUUCGCGACUCGCAAGUCCCGUUCGUUUCAAAAGCGACAAAAUACGGAAAGCUUUCUCAAAGUACAAAAUCAGAAAAGCUAAUACAGAUUCACUGCAUAUGACAUUUAUUCUGCAGUCCAAUAAACAAGCUGCCAAGGCUAAUGCGUGA
Messenger RNA from Gongylonema pulchrum, 642 nucleotides. Lineage: Eukaryota; Metazoa; Nematoda; Chromadorea; Rhabditida; Gongylonematidae. The record is from the annotation of a GenBank genome assembly.